AGAUGCUGGAUACCGGGAGAUAACUGGUGCCAGGAAGUAGCGGAUACUGGGAGGCAGCAGUUACUGGUGGAUCCAGGACCCCCACCAUCUGUCCCUGCAGACCACCCGGACUACGUUGAGGAGCAUCCUAAGACAUUGAGGCAGGGAUCUGACGCCCCGCUUCUGAUGUUUGCCCCCCGGCUCGGAUAUCCCUCAGGAUGGGAAACUCGGUGAGCAGACCCAGCUGUCUGGGAGACAGGAGCCGCAAGUCUGAGCGCUUUCUGAAGGAAUGUCUGAAGAAGGAAGCCAUCGUGAGGAACAACGGCGAUCCGGGCACCGACUCGGGAGACAAGAAACCCUACGAGCCGGCAACUGAGAAAGAGCUGAACGCGAGCCCAACCUCCAGCGGCAGCUGGACCAGCAACCCUCCCCCCAAACACAACAAUACCGACGGCCACAAUGGGACGCUCAGAAUCAGGACCCCCAAAUCCACCCCAGAUCACAGGGGCAACGCGUGGACCCCGCAGAGAGGAACCCUGCAGAGGGCGUCUGGCAGCAGCUGCUCCUGGAAGCCGCUGGCAAGCAGGGAGGUCACGGAGGUCACGGAGGUCACAGAGACCAUUGUCACAGAGAUUGUGGAGGUGACCCAGUACCCAACCGGAGACAAAAGUGGAGAACCCAUAGUGACCAGGACGGUGAAGGUGCUCACAGAGCGCGGCGGGGAGCUGUCCGAGGUUCAAACCAGCAGAGAAGCUCAGACUGAAUCCCAGUACAGACGGGGCCAGUGGGACAAACUGGGGAAGACAGUCCCCCAGCGUGCGCUGAUAUUGCCGGACUGGCCGGGUAACGAGCCGCCAGAGUCCCUGGAGACGGUCCUGGGUUGGGUGUCAGACAUGGAGGAGUUGACCGAGGCCCAGAAAUCGCCCUCCUGCGAGGUGAAGGUGGUGAAGGCCCAACUCCAGGAGCAGAAGCUUCUCCAGCGAUUGCUAGACGAGAGGAGACCACGAAUCGAGAGGGUCUUGGUGGACAAGAAGACCCCAACUCAGCUCCUCCCUAUAGAAGCUGGGGAGCGAGAGGGACCGCCGAGUCCUCUUUCAGAGCUUCAAGACCGCUGGGACUCGCUCCUCCAAAAAGCAGAAGCCAGGCACCGGCAGCUGGAGAGGAUCACUCCGGUGGCGCAGGAUUUCCAGGGAUCAUUAGAUAGCUUCCAGGAUUGGGUGAAUGCCACGGAGAGGAAGCUGGUAGAGCUGUGGCGGGCCAAUGGCUCCAAGAGCCAAAUCAACGAGGCCUACCAAGAAAUCCAGCUCCUAAGUGAGGACGUCCAUUCCAAGCCAGGAGAUCUGGACGGGGUUCUGGAGAAGGGGCAGAUGUUACUGGAACUGGUAGCAGGCAAGUGA
Molecule: messenger RNA, 1376 nt
Organism: Spea bombifrons (plains spadefoot toad)
Lineage: Eukaryota; Metazoa; Chordata; Amphibia; Anura; Pelobatidae
Product: microtubule-actin cross-linking factor 1, isoforms 6/7-like
Exons: 7
Coding region: 198-1376 (392 amino acids)
Biological process (GO): wound healing; cytoplasmic microtubule organization; hemidesmosome assembly
Cellular component (GO): intermediate filament; cytoplasm; focal adhesion
Molecular function (GO): microtubule binding; structural molecule activity
Source: RefSeq, a predicted model, not a curated record